GUCUUCUUCUUGCUGUGGGGAAGUUGUUUCUUCCUGCAGAUGGCAGAGGCAGGCAGGACUGUGAGGGUGAGCGGGCUGCCCACGGACAUAGAAGAUGACAGGCUGAAAGACAAGUUGCUCAUUCACUUUCUCAGAGCCAGGAAUGGAGGAGGGGAGAUAGACCAGGUCACGAUUGUGAAGCCAACGCCUUUAUCUGCUCUCAUCACCUUCGAGGACAGUGCCGUGGCGCAGAGGAUUGUUCAAGACUGUCGGCACUUUCUGGAAAUAGAUGGGAAGAAGUAUGAACUUAAUGCUUCAGAGCAUCCCGAAAGCCUGGAUCCAGACCAGGUCAUCUUAAAUCUAACAGCAACGGUUGACUACAGCCGGCUUCCUGGUGGAAUCACAGCGCUGAAAAACCUUCGUAAAAGGCACCAGGAUGUCCAGAUAAACCCCACUUCUGCUGAGAGGUGUUGCACAUUGUAUGGCCCGUACUCCAAAGUGCAGGCCGCUUUGGCCCAACUACUGUGCCAUCCUGGCGGUCCAGAGUUCCCAGAGACCAAAGACUCAGGUCCAGCCGCCCCCAGCAAGGCUUGGUUUUCUCAGAAAUCAAAAAGGCCUCAAGUGUCAGAAGAUCAGAGGAGAAAACCCACCAAGCAAAAAGAACACAGAGAAGAAGAAUAUGUUCCAAGUGAGGGGGAAAACUUAAGCUCAAACAGAAGUCCGGCACAUGACGGUGAUUGCUGGGAAGCUCCCAAUCACACAGAGAAGGCAGCUCCACGUUCUCCUACUGCCUUCGUAGAGGAGUCCUCUAUGAUUGUGGAUGCAGACGUGUUCCAGUAUCUGCAGAAGAACUGCAAGAAGGAAUACCAGCAAAUCCUCAGUCGCUAUGGUGUGGAGGUGGUGAACGAAACAAAUCAGGGCCUCACCACCCUCUUUUUGCACAUUGCUGAUACAGCAGCAGCAGCGGUGGAGGAGGGGCAGGACUGCAUGAGACUGGCUAAAAAUGCAAUAAGUCGACUUUACCAGGAGAACGAGUCAAGCAUCUGUCGAGACCAGCUCCCUAAGAUUAUCCUUCACCCCGCAGGAGGACUGCAGAGGGCAACGGAGAACCUAAGCGCAAAAUUUCCAAAGCUUCUUCUAACCGAAGAUGAGCAGAAUAUUUACUUUAUUGGUAGCAAUAGGGAUGUAACUGAGGCCAGACGCUCUCUUCUUAUGGACCACAAGGAAGCUAGAGAUAAAAAGGAGGGUGUUGCCAGUCUUCUUAAUUUUCCUUCAUAUAAUUCUGGCUCAUCACCAGUUCGUGCUGAUGAGGAAAGAGGCCCCCUGCCUACGCCUCGCACCGAAGGACCUUUGGAUGAAAGGAUAGAUCAGAUGCUGAUAUCAGAGGAUGAUGACCUAAGGGCUGAUGGAGCCAGAAGGUAUAAACUAGCUGCUCGGUUUAAAGAUUCAGGGCUUUCCGGUUUGGGCAGCUUCCCCUUCCGCCCAAAUUCAUCACCCAGCAGGCAAACCCGCCAGGAGCCACUGCUGGGGCACGACACGCAGUCCGAAACAACGGCGAUAUCUGGUGAAGAAGUUUCUAGAGCAGUCGCCCAAAAUACAGGAAGGGACGUGUUGUUUAAAGGUGCAUACAUGUCUCCUCCAUCUGCGUUUGCACAGAUGAAAACCUCUUUAAACACAGAUGUGAUAGACACGAGACCAAAGAAUCUAACAUCCCAGUUUGCCUCAACGUCAUCCAGUCUUCCGCAAAACCCGCCACCUUCUGGGUCCGGCUCCACUUUAAAGCGAGCCAGUAGUUUCUCAGGAACGCCUCAGCAGAAAGCUCAACUGUUGGGACAGAAGAGUCAAGAUGAUUCCAGCAAAUCCACAGCCCGAGUCCGGGAGCGGUCUUCCAGCCUUAGCAGCCGGACAGUGAGGGAUAAACAAGAAGUCUAUCGGGAAGAGAUCUUAGUUUCCCGGGUUAUGUGGCAGUAUAUAAAGGAAGCCUACAGCACACGAGUGGAGGACCUGACCUCUGAUCUCCAGAUGAAAGAGAGUUUCUCUGAAGGCAGCCGGGAAGUGACCGUUAUCUUGAGAGGGGCCGACUCAUCUAAAGUGACGUUAUGUCGGCAGUGUCUACAGACACUCGUCGACUCAGUUAGUGCCGACUUCUCGGUUCAGGAGCUGCGCAUGUCUGAACUGGGCCUUUCCAGUACCGAGGAUGAAACCUUACAGGCAUGCUACUACGAGGUUCGGAGCCGCUUCAAGAAGGUUGUUAUCCACCUCAUGAAGAAGAGCUUGUAUGUUGUUGGUCCAGAACAGCUAUGCUCUCAGGUAGCAGCUACACUGAGGGAGGUAUUUUCUAGAGAGCCUGAACAAUACGACUUCUCAAACCUAUCUUCGCUGUUGGAGGCAGCUCAAAGCAGAAGUCAAGGUCUGGACAGCAGUUAUCAGGUGGGAGCAUGCACCCAAACCGGCAAAGCAGAUGGGAACAGUGGGAGUGAGCAAUGGAAAACAACCUAUGACAGAGACUUUGGUGAGAACGGGCUUUCUAAUGGAUCAAAUAGCCAAUCAGAAUUGAGGAGAGAGUUUGUCUUCAAGGAAAAACAGGAUGGAAAAAUAAUUGAAAAGAAUGGUGUGAACGGUGAGAAUGACCGAACUUUGCAUGGUACCCAGACGCACACCACGGGGCAUAGACCCGCAGAGACCCAAAGGACCUCAGUGGAGUCAAGGCCCGGUCUGGGAGGACAAGUUUCAAGCUGUGCCUGUGGGGAGAGCAAGAUGCCAGUGGUGAGAACGAAGUGUGGGGUCACCAUGUGCACAGCCUGCCUGGAAAAGAUGCACCUUUCCUGCAAAGUCUGCCAUGAGGCUCCACAGAUACCCCAAGGCGUCCGCGGCGAAAUUAAGAAAUCCAGACUGAACAUGAGUUUACCAGGUCAGAACAAGGUUGGCGUUAUCAAGAUCACUUACCGCAUUCCUGAUGGUAUCCAAGGGGAGGGUCAUCCUUCACCUGGAAAACCAUUUAAAGGCAAGUUAUUCGAAGCCUACCUUCCAGACAAUGACGAGGCGAAGAAACUGCUUCCCCGGUUGGAAGAAGCUUUCAGGAAGGGACUCACCUUCACAGUGAUAGGCAAAGGAACAGAGGCCAGGGUCUUCUGGGACUGCAUCCCCCACAAAACCAGCUUACAUGGAGGCAAAACUGAGAAAGGGUACCCCGACUCCAUGUACUUGAGCCGUUUGUCCAGUAUCUUGACUUCCAAAGGGAUUAAGUAGCUGUCCGCCAGUUCAAAAUUGAAAAAUGGCAGAGAAGGAAUUUUUAUGGUAAUUUUACUUUUUUUGUUCAAUAUAAACUUGACUGUAUUAGUCAUUUGAUUCUCCUUUUUAUUGUAAUAUUCUCGUAACAUCUGUUCUACCUUAUUUAUCCAUGAAUGUAUAUUUAACAGAAUCGGGGCAGUGGAAAAAAAAUAUCUGUAUAUAUUUUUAGAUUCUAUUUUUAAUAAUUGUUUUCCCAGGAUGUCCUUGAAUUUCUGAAUGUGUUUAGAUGACCUACUGUCACAGUUUGCAUCCCUUCAUGCAGCAUUUCCAAACAUUUCUUUUAUUAUUUCAGCUUAUUCAGUUUUUGAACAAGUAUUUCUCUAUGGUAAGAUGAGCACAUGACUUCAGAGAUAGGCACUUCGGAGUAUUCGUCUAACCACAAUCCCUGUGGCUAUUUGUAGAAGACCAGGGAACAUCAAUAUGAAUAAAAAGAGAACAUUUCCUGAC
Messenger RNA from Fundulus heteroclitus (mummichog), 3717 nucleotides. RefSeq lists its product as uncharacterized. Lineage: Eukaryota; Metazoa; Chordata; Actinopteri; Cyprinodontiformes; Fundulidae. The transcript has 6 exons. Bases 40 to 3228 code for a protein of 1062 amino acids. Gene Ontology annotation, molecular function: RNA binding. Gene Ontology annotation, biological process: protein ubiquitination; Notch signaling pathway. The record is from RefSeq and is a predicted model, not a curated record.